This is a messenger RNA of Colletotrichum phormii, 1510 nucleotides long. RefSeq lists its product as uncharacterized. The transcript has a single exon. The record is from RefSeq and is a predicted model, not a curated record. The coding region runs from base 1 to 1362 and encodes 453 amino acids. NCBI's taxonomy places the organism in Eukaryota, Fungi, Ascomycota, Sordariomycetes, Glomerellales, Glomerellaceae.
AUGCCUAUCGAACACCUGGCACCAGAGACUCUGUUCGCCAUCUUCAGUCACCUCAUUGAGGUACUUCCUCCCUUUCCUGGAGACGAUGCCAAAGCGCUAGAAUACAAGCAAGCGUCAUCACGCGACGCUGGACAAUACCGGCGAUCGGUAGGCCUCGAAAGGCAUCGCGCUUCCAAGUACGAAUGGAGUAGAAGGGACAUACUCACACCGGCGCGGGUUAAUCGCCGCUUCUCCGACAUCUGUGCCGAACUUCUCUACAGACAUCUCGCCCUUGUGGAUGACAGGGGGCUCGUAAACUCGCGCAAGCUACAAGCCACACUGGCCUCGUCGGGAGCCGCGCUCCAGCAAAGAGUUAUACAACUACGAAUAGACUAUGAUCGCGAUCAGGGAUGCUGGCUAAGCAUGCCGCCAAAGCAAUUGUUCGACCCCUCCGGAUUGACCCGACUGAAGACCCUCGAGCUCUCUGGCGACGUAGGACGCUUUGGGAGGCCAUGGCCAAUGCCACUGGCCCUGUGGUUCCGCGCCAUUCCCAAGCUCCUUGGACUCGAGCGUCUGGUCUUGAGAGACUUGGACAUUGUGCUUCGAAACUUCGCAGACGCCAAUAUACCCGCCUUGGGGGUCACGGACCUGUGUCUCUACAACUGUCCCAUUACCUCGGGCAUCAGCAUCAUCGAUUUCUACAAGCAAGGGGACUUCUUCCAAUGCUUCCCGGCACUGCGCACCCUUACCAUCGGUGGGGUGGCGCCGGAGCUCCCGCGCGACGCCCAUGCCUUUGCGCCGUUUGCAGAUACGUUGGAGACGUUUACUUGGUUCGACACAGGAGCCUCAUCGCGCUGGUGGGCAAGGGCCUUUUCGACAUCGAUGUUCCCCCUACAGGCGUGUGGACUCAGGGCGGCGAAGCACCUCAAGGUUUCGAGUCUACUAGAGCUCAUGUGCGGCGACAAUGAGGGCUGCGCGUUUGGGAAGACUGUCGAGACCAUUGAGCUUCUCGAGGACGGCUUCGACCUGAGACAUGAGCCUCGAGUGCUGACGAAAGAUGGGAGAUGGAACAGGCUUGAUCGAUCUCCUGCCCUUAACCCGCCGCGCUUGAGGCCGAGCCCGGGAGAGAUCGAGACGAUGCUCAAGUUGCCGACCCCAGAAGAGUACGAGACGCUGCUCAAGUUCCUGCUGAGACGGUGCCGGGAUGUGUAUCAGCAAGUCCGAGUUCUUGACAUUCGGGCCAUUGAUGUGAACGUUGUCGGAGAUUGGUACACGGAUAGAACAGAGGAAGAGAGGGACCUAUUGCGUAAGCUUGCGCUGGAUUUCGUGAGGGUCUUCAAGGAGGACCUUGACGUCAUUUUGUUGCAGUGCUGGUCUAGUUAAAGGCUUCUUAGGAACGCCCUGAUGAAGAUGUAUAUCAUCUACAUGGGACGCUGUACUUAGUUAAGUGAUGUUGGAAUUCGGCGUAUAUGUAUAUGUAUACCGAGUAAUACAUGUACAUAUGAUGGCAUCUGAAGAGCGAUACUCUGCC